Entamoeba histolytica HM-1:IMSS is the source of this 780-nucleotide messenger RNA. RefSeq lists its product as uncharacterized. The record is from RefSeq and is a predicted model, not a curated record. Lineage: Eukaryota; Evosea; Mastigamoebida; Endamoebidae. Bases 1 to 780 code for a protein of 259 amino acids. The transcript is spliced from 2 exons.
AUGACAAAAGUAUGUAUAUUAAUUGAUUGGAGUCAGUCGUUCACUGAUAAAAAUGGUAGUUUCUAUAGUGGUGCUUCUCUUAAUGAAAAAGAAAAUGCUUGCUUAUUAAUUGAGAAAUGUGAUAAAGUUAUUAAUUUUGUUGAUGUCCAUUCACAAACAUCAAAAGAGUUUACUAUUAAUGGUGGUAUUUAUCCAAUACAUAACCUUGUUGAUGAUGACCUUACACUUUCUCCAAAUGAAAAUGCAAGUGCUCGUUUAACCGAAAAAAUUCAAAAAAAAAUUGAAGAAAAAAAAUUAAAGAGUGGAGUUGUUAUUCCAAAUAAUGUUAUUUAUCAAACUCCUGAACAACCAAUUUCUAUUGAAGCAAUAACAAAAACAUUUGAUAAAUUACCUAUAAUUCAUUCACCAGAAGAAUAUCAAUAUGAUUAUAUUAUCAGUUGUAAACAUUUCUUUAAUGGAACUGCUUUACAACGAAUUCCACAAGGAAAUAUUGUUGAUGAGUUUACUGCAGCCUCUAUUCUUCAAUACCAAUAUGGUACUGGAAAAGGAUUAACCUUUUAUAUUUCAGGAGUUGUUACUGGGAUAUGUGUUAUUCACACUGCUGCUGGAUUAAAACAAAUGUUCCCACAAUCAACAAUUAUUAUUGUAAAAGAUGCUUGUCAUCCAUUAAUUGGAGAGCAAUUUGGUAUUUCUUCAGAGGAACAAAAUGACUUUAUAGUUUGUGCUUUAUGUACACAAAUUGGAAUUUUAUAUAAAUCUAUCAAUACUCUAACUUUUUAG